AUAUAGCGAUAAAACAACAGUAGUUAAAACACGUUUAAUAUAAAACAAGGUUAUAUAGUGUUAAGGGUAAAAUAAACUCCGCUAAGUAUAAUCAUGGAAGUGGAUGAGAUUCGAUUGAACGAAGCGGAUGCUAACGACAACAAUAACGAAGAUGACUCAAAACCAGCACAGACAGAUGAAGUUAAACUAUUAAGGAAGAUUGGACUCGCUGGAGGGAUCAGUAUUAUCGUGGGCAGUAUGAUCGGAUCCGGUAUCUUUAUUUCACCCACUGGUAUCCUGAAGAUGAGCGGAGGCAGCAUCGGCGUGAGUCUUAUCAUCUGGGUAUUCUGUGGUAUCCUGACCAUCCUGGCAGCUUUGUGCUUAUGCGAACUCGGCAUGAUGUUUCCUGAGUCAGGAGGGAUCAAUACUUACCUUAUGAAAACUUACGGUUCAGGGUUGGCGUUCCUUCACGCUUGGAGUUAUUGCUUAUUCAUUAUACCCGGAAAGGGGGCCGUUCAAGGUCUGGCACUUGGUGAAUAUAUAUCCCGUCCGUUCUACCCCUCAUGCGAUCCACCUCAAUCUAUUAUUCAGUUGAUAGCCGUUGCCGCUACUCUGUUCAUCGUCGUUGUAAAUUGCUACAGCGUCAAGAUAGCGGCCGGGCUGGGUAUUUUCUUUACGUUUUCAAAGGUGACAGUUCUCAUUAUAAUGGCGGUUUCUUCAUUCGUAUACGUCGCUAACGACUCAACAAUCGCCGACGAAAACUUCAGCAACGCAUUCGAUAUUUCAAACCCUGUGUACGGUACAGUGGCAACAGUCGGUGUAGCUGAAAUCAGCCUUGCAAUUUACCAGGGUCUAUUUCCGUACGCCGGAUUCAUAAACCUCAACGUUAUAACUGAAGAACUGAGACGUCCUGAACGCAAUCUACCUUUCUCCAUCAUAUUUGGCGUUUCCUUCGUACUUGGGGUGUACGUAAUCGCAAACUGCGCAUAUUUCUCAGUGCUAACGCCAACUGAGAUGAUACAAUCAGUUUCUGUCGCUGUAACCCUUGCUGACCGUACAAUAACUUCAUGGGCGUGGAUUGUACCAGUCGGCGUUUCGCUUUCAGUUAUUGGUAACAUGAAUAACUCCUCACUUGCUAAUGGACGAAUUGCGUUUGUGGCUGGCCAGAGAGGAUUGCUGCCACAGAUUCUCUCAAUGAUACAAGUUACAUUCCUAACCCCAACACCAGCACUUUAUCUCAAUCUAACUUUGAUAAUCAUUUUCCUUUUUCCUUCCAAUAUUGACUCGUUAAUACAGGGCACGCAGUUUAUGGAAUGGUUCUUCAUUGGGCUGUCAGCGCUUGGGCUGAUUAUUUGUCGUUGGACAAAGAAGGAUAUGGAACGCCCUUUCAAGGUCCCGAUAAUAAUCCCUAUAGCGGUGACGUUGAUCUCCGCUUUCCUGGUAAUCACCCCGCUUGUAUUCGAUCCGGAUCCUUUUAUAUUAUACGCCACCCUAUUCACACUCGGUGGUCUCCUGUUUUAUUUUCCAUUGGUUUUCUUCAACCUCAAGAUCCCUUACGUUGACCACCUAACUAUAUUCCUCCAAGAACUAAUGAACGUUUGCCCCUCCGGUGCUACCGUUGCUGACGACAGCUAUGAAGGCAAAACUAAAGAAACGAAGGAAGAGAACACCGUGCUUUGAUCUGAGAACCAGGGCUAUGAUUUACGAUGUUGAAAUUCUUGAUUUGAAACCAUAUUUUUCUUGAUUUGAACGUGUAAAAGGUAUACAUUUCUGAACAAAAA
This is a messenger RNA of Ciona intestinalis (vase tunicate), 1760 nucleotides long. NCBI's taxonomy places the organism in Eukaryota, Metazoa, Chordata, Ascidiacea, Phlebobranchia, Cionidae. The record is from RefSeq and is a predicted model, not a curated record.